Musa acuminata AAA Group (dessert banana) is the source of this 2115-nucleotide messenger RNA. RefSeq lists its product as uncharacterized. The transcript has a single exon. The record is from RefSeq and is a predicted model, not a curated record. Gene Ontology annotation, cellular component: cytoplasm. The coding region runs from base 501 to 1961 and encodes 486 amino acids. Lineage: Eukaryota; Viridiplantae; Streptophyta; Magnoliopsida; Zingiberales; Musaceae.
CUUGUCGUAACUUAGAUCGUUACGAUAUGGAGCGCCCUGCUACGUGCCCUAAGCGUCCCUGCCUCGCUCCCUCCCUCCUGCGAUCCGCUCUCUCACGACUCGCUCUGCCCUUGCGCACGGUCGACGCGACGACGGCGCGCGCGCCAACGGCGUGAAUUCGAUGUUGGCGAGGCGAGUGGCGGCAGCUUCUUCUUAACCCACCGGUGGGACUGUCGCUGCGUCGUGGCCGGCGCCGUCGAGGUUCUGAGGCGUCGUAUUUCUCCGCCAGGCGCAAGCCGAGGAGGAAAUCCUUCGCCUUCUCUGUUUUCUGCAACCGUGGCUAUACGAACUCUAACUACAACCUUAAACCCUCCUUCUCGAUCCCCUAAAACCCUAUGUGAAAUCCCUAAUCUUUCUCCACGCUGUUCCUCCUUCUCUAAUUCGAUCAAAAGAUCGUAUUUUGAACGUAAAAUCGCGUCUUCAUCAACUCUUUUUUCCCGAUUUUAGGCUAUGAAUUCCACAUGAACUCCGGAAAGUUGCUUCGAAUCGCCGCCCACGAAGCGAACAACUCGACGGAAGCCUCUCUCGGAGAAGCAUUUCUCCUCAUCCAGAACCAACUGAAACCCCCAUUUCCCCUGACGAUCCCUUCUCCCUCGGAAUACUCCCAAUUGAAUCGCGCAAUCGCUUUCGGCGUGCUGACUGAACCCCACCUCACUAAAACCCACCUCACCCACCUCCACGCUAUCGUCGUCGACGGCUAUGAGCUCUUCACCUCCAUCCUCGUCAAGCUCUGCAAUGAAUCCUUCCCCAAGCUUCUCGAUUCCCCAAAAUCUCAGCUUCUCCACGUCUGCUCCGCGCUUGUCAAUGUGUCGGCCCUAAAGAUCGAAUCUUUGCUGAUAUCUCUCUUGAGGCAGAUCAAUGGCGGCGAUUUCACCGAGUCGAAUUUGUGGCUGAGCUCGGAGCUUCUCAAGAUGCUGUCCGACAAUUGGAACUGGUUGUUGGAGGAGUCAUUGGUUCUUACGAGCGCCUUGUUCGUCUACCUCCGGUUGCUGUCAGAUCAUUACAGAUUAGCGGGCAGCGUGAAGUUGGAGGAGCUGAAGAGGAUGGAGAUCGACUUUUGUGUCAAGGUACUGAGACAGUGUUUCCAUUUGUGUAUGCAGAUCGGAAGAGACCUCGUUCGCCUUCUCCAGGACUUGGUCUACAUCUCUGAGUUCAAGGAUAUGUGGAAGGAUCUGUUGUCUGAUCCUAAAAAACUAGGAGUUGCAGAAUUUUCUGAUCUUUCCGACCUCUAUCGGAUAAGAACACCAACACACUAUUUCCUGCUGAGGAUUCCUCCUGAAAUGGAGAGCCAAUUGAGGUUUCUGCUCACCUAUGUGAGGUGGGGGAACCAGAGAAGGUACCAAGCAUGGUUCGCCAAGAAGCAUCUAUGUUGGCCUGGCAGCGAGACCGUGAUAAGCGACAUAGUUCGAUUCAUCUGCUGUGCCCACCACCCUUCCAACGAGAUCAUCCAGUCCAAUGUCAUCUCGCGGUGGGCAGUGAUCGGUUGGCUUCUGAAGUGUUGCAGGAGGAACCACUUCGAGGCGAACGUGAAGCUCGCAUUGUUCUACGACUGGCUGUUCUUCGACGACAGGGUUGACAGCAUCAUGAACAUCGAACCUGCGAUGCUUCUGAUGGUGAAUUCGGUGCCCAAGUAUGUCGAUAUUGCUCAUAUGCUGCUGGAGUUCUUGUUCUUGUUGGUGGACAACUAUGAUGUUGACCGAAGAGUGCUGCUUGCUCGGGGUGUGACGGCGUCGUGUCGUCUGCUGCUGAGGAAAGGAGUGGUUCAUUCGAUGGAGCCACUGACUUCUUGUGAUCUGCUAUCUCCAAUGCUGAGGGAAAAGCUCAGAUCCUUCCUUCCGGGAUCAGAGCUGAGUGACAAGAACAAGAUUCAAGAAGGAGAAGUAUCUGUUGCCUCGGAAGGGAAAAGGUUGGUACAAUGCUGAAACAUAUGUAUGAUGUUGUGAUCUUAAACAUUGCAAGAAACAUGAAGUUGAUUCUUUGUUGGUUUUAUCCAUAAGUUUCUGAAGCUAUUGUUGUAUCUUUAAUUUUGAGGAGUAAUGUUUUCAGGAUUUGCCAAUUUAAAUUUGUUUGGAAGCA